Molecule: messenger RNA, 1537 nt
Organism: Sorghum bicolor (sorghum)
Lineage: Eukaryota; Viridiplantae; Streptophyta; Magnoliopsida; Poales; Poaceae
Product: serine/threonine-protein kinase STY8
Exons: 6
Coding region: 1-1152 (383 amino acids)
Biological process (GO): protein phosphorylation
Cellular component (GO): plasma membrane
Molecular function (GO): protein kinase activity; ATP binding
Source: RefSeq, a predicted model, not a curated record
AUGAGGCAGCCCACCAGCGCGGGCGGCGACGCUGGGUUCGUGCGCGCGGACCAGAUCGACCUCAAGAGCCUGGACGAGCAGCUCGAGCGCCACCUCGGACGCCCGGCGGAGCGGGGAGUCGGCCUAGCCUCCGGGACGGGGAGCCGCCGCGGCGAGUCCGCGAGGCUGCAGGGCCCGGAGGAGCUGACGCCGCUGCGGCGGUGCCGUGAGGACUGGGAGAUCGACCCCGCCAAGCUCGUCAUCAAGGGCGUCAUCGCGCGCGGCACCUUUGGCACCGUGCACCGCGGCGUCUACGACGGCCAGGACGUCGCCGUAAAAAUGCUUGACUGGGGCGAGGAUGGUCAUAGAUCAGAACAAGAAAUUGCUGCACUAAGAGCAGCGUUUGCACAAGAGGUCGCUGUGUGGCAUAAGCUUGACCAUCCAAAUGUUACUAAGUUUAUUGGGGCUAUAAUGGGUGCAAGAGAUUUAAAUAUACAGACGGAAAAUGGACAUCUUGGCAUGCCAAGUAAUAUUUGCUGUGUUGUUGUUGAGUACCUUCCUGGAGGUGCACUGAAAAAUUUUCUGAUAAAGAACAGGAGAAGGAAGCUUGCCUUUAAAGUUGUGGUCCAAAUAGCUCUUGACCUUGCCAGGGGAUUAUGCUAUCUCCACUCAAAGAAGAUAGUGCAUCGUGAUGUCAAGACUGAAAAUAUGCUUCUGGACAAAACGAGAACUGUAAAAAUUGCUGAUUUUGGUGUUGCUCGAGUCGAGGCUUCAAAUCCUAGCGAUAUGACGGGUGAAACAGGGACACUUGGUUACAUGGCUCCUGAGGUUCUCAAUGGCCAUGCUUACAACAGGAAGUGUGACGUGUACAGCUUUGGGAUCUGCCUGUGGGAGAUAUACUGCUGUGACAUGCCGUACCCUGAUCUUAGCUUUUCUGAAGUCACCUCUGCCGUGGUUCGCCAGAACCUGAGGCCUGAGAUACCACGAUGCUGCCCGAGCUCGCUAGCGAACGUGAUGAAGCGGUGCUGGGACGCGAACCCGGACAAGCGCCCCGAGAUGGCGGAGGUGGUGUCCAUGCUGGAGGCGAUCGACACGUCCAAGGGUGGCGGCAUGAUCCCCAAGGACCAGUCGCAGGGCUGCCUCUCGUGCUUCCGCCGGCACCGAGGCCCCUAACGCAGACGCAGGCCCAGGUUGCUUAUACCCGGUGAAAUGAAAUGAUGACAGUGGUAUCUACAACUUCAUUUGUAAUCUAAUCGCAGAACUGGCUAUAACGGAGAAGCUUCCCAUUGCUUGUCAUGGGUGUAAAUGGAUGGGGUGGUUGACGAUUGAUGUCCUUGUAUGCUCGCUUCGAGUUCUAAUGCUUGCUGUAAGUUAAGGUCAGGUGUAGAGAGAGUUGCUGCGGCCGUUUGCUCACAUCGUUAAUUUCAUUCAUGGCCGUGACGUGAAGCAGGGUUAUUAUGUACUGUUGGAUUAACCAUCUCUUUACAUAUAAUGUUAUUAAUUAUUAAAUAACACAUGAAUUAUCUUCAGUAAAUCCGAUUUUGGAGCGAAGAUAAAA